Molecule: messenger RNA, 2011 nt
Organism: Schistocerca gregaria
Lineage: Eukaryota; Metazoa; Arthropoda; Insecta; Orthoptera; Acrididae
Exons: 4
Coding region: 413-1579 (388 amino acids)
Molecular function (GO): protein binding
Source: RefSeq, a predicted model, not a curated record
AUCCUGAUAUGGGCGCCUCUCAUUCUCACAUAUUUGAUCCUACGGUCGUUUGUUUUUCUAGGUUGAAAGUACAUUUUGACCACGAGGUCAUUACUUCAAUUAGGCCUUCGUUAUGGGUAACGUUUUUGACGCGUCUUGGCGCGUGACAAGCUGAACAUUCUCUCGGUGUCGGCGGACGGAAAGCGCCUGUUUAUUGGUUCUAAUUCUUCGAUCUAUUGUUACAAAACGGACGAUGAGGGGCUGCCGUUUCAAAGGUUGUACAGAAUCCAUUAUGGGAAUCAGGAUGGCAUUAAUUACAUGCGGUGUCAAAUUAUUGCUGGGAUCAGUUGUCUGAUUUCGGUGCAUGACUCUGGAGUGAUCAGAAUAUGGGAGAUAGAAAACAUGCAGAAGUCGCCGAUUGUGCUCUACAACGAUGAGUCCGUCUGGUCGUUUGCUGCCCAUGCGGACAGUUCUCAGGUGUUUGCUGGGUCGAAUGCGCAUCGAGUUACGCGCUGGGACUUUGGGUUGCGAGCGCCCGAAUGACACGUUCAAGACUUUUGGGAUGCAUGAGCACAACUUACCGUGCAUUGACGUCUCGCCGUGCGGGGAGUACUUGUUGACGGUGAGCAUUGACCGGUCUGUGCGGAUUUGGCAUCUUCGGAGCGGGAGGGAGGUGGCGAAGAAGUCGUUUGUUCACUGGGGUUGGUGUUGUCUUUGGUUGAGGAAGGAGGACGUGAUGACGUACGAGGAGCCGAGUUUGCUGGCUUGGGCGCUGGAUUUGCCGGAGGAGGUUAUGAGGAUGACUGAGGAGGAGGAGGAACGCCGCUUGGAGCGAGAUGACGUGAUAGAAGGGUAUGAGAGAGAGAUGGGAAAGGAUUUGUCGCAUUAUCGAGCGACGAGAGAGGUGUUGAAGGAGUUGAAAGAGGACAGGGGGCUGCAAGAGGUGAGGGAGGGGGGUGGGGAUAAGAGGCAUGAUGUUGGUGGCGCGGUAGACGAGCAUCGUGUAUUAGAUGAUUCGCGUGUCGGAGAAGAGGAGGAACAGGCGGACGAGGUGAUUCUGAGUGAUUUUUUUAUGCAGGCGUUAUCUAAUCGGAGGAACGUUAACAACAAUGAAGGCCGGAUGGCGGAAGAUGGCGUGGGUUUCCCGAUUUACGACAUGAGCUUUGUGUUAGGAGACUUGAAUGAUGAUGAGUUGCAUGCGCUUCUCAGCUUCCGUCAGCUUAGCCACCAAUUUGAACAGCUUGUUGACAUGCAACAGCAGUUGCCGGUUGUCAAUACAACGUUCGUCGAGAUCUCGCAAUCCAGGGGGUCGAUUUCUUUCGAUAAGGGGGCGCCUGCGCGGAAGUCCCAAGCGUGGCCGGAAGAUGCAUCGUCCGACGGUUUGUCGGUACACAAAAAUCUCCCAUCUUCUCAAUUUUUAAUUUUGUGUAGCACUGUACGUACUUUGUUGCUCCUGGACCACAGCUUGCAGACGCUCGCAUCGCUUUCCCAGCCGUUCAGUCAACGCACGUCGCUUCGCGUGUCAGACGGGAUGAAGAAGAUCUCCAUUCUGCUCUUCAUAGCGGAGCUCAGCCCUCAUCGUGGCUGGGGACCAAGGUAGCUGCGCCGCGCUGCUCAUCACCAUCAGGUACAACUCGCACCUGGAGAGAUAUGAGCUCAUUCCGGAAAAGUGUAUCAGCAAGUUCAACCUGCCUAUCGUGGGUAUCGCUUGUCACAAAAUUGAAAUGCACAAUCCGCCCUCGUACAAGUUGUACAUUCUGUUUUACAGCGGCCUUCUUCAAGUCUAUACCGUCACGCUGAAUCAGACGCCCGGCGCGUCCUCGUGAGCAGCCUUCGUUGUAAAAAAAGAAGAAGUCCCCCCCGUCACCACGACAAUGGUCAAACUACAUCCGCUACACGGAACUCGGCUCGCGUUUGACAGCUGCGCGCCCAAUACCUCAUACUCCCCUCCGCAUCGACAAUCGUAGGCGUAUAGCGUCUCGCCAUGGCCCACAAUUACUUUCCUCAUCUCCUCCCAACUUCACCACUUCCU